CCCAACUCCCCUCGGGCAGGUUUUACAUUCAACAAUAACGUUUCUCUUCCACUUCGUGUCAUCUCCUGCGCGAGGCACUUCCUGGGCCGUCCUUUAGCAACGCCCUGUCACAUCUUUCGCGGCUUCCUGGCCAUUGUCGCUGGUCUUUCCCGCUACUGUUGAGAUCCCCCAGAUACCCGGACCUUUAUACAUAAUGCACAUCAACAACGGCAAUGGCACCGGCCCACAGACGGGCGCGGUCACACCCCGCUCUUCGGCCUCGUUGCGUCCCCUCACACUCUCCCACGGCUCUCUCGAAACAUCCUUCUUAAUACCUACCGGUCUUCAUUUCCAUGCUUCUCGCUUGAAGGAGGGUUUCGUCGCCACUCUCCCUGCACCCACCGACGAAUUGGCCCAAGAUGACGAGCCGUCGUCGGUACCCGAGCUCGUGGCACGGUAUAUGGGCUACAUUGCCCAGGAGGUUGCUGAAGGCGAGGACGACGCACAAGGAUCGGCCGAGGAGGUGCUCAAGCUCAUUCUCAACGAGUUUGAGAGGGCUUUCCUCCGCGGCAACGAUGUUCACGCUUUGGUGGCGACGCUCCCUGGCAUCGACGCCAAGAAGUUGGAGGUGAUUCGCAGCUAUUUCGCAGCACGGGCGGCAUCGAACCGAGCAAUGAAGACCCAUGAGUCGGCUCUGUUUCGGGCAGCCGACGAGGGGGCUGCCAAGCUCUACAGCAUAUUCGGCGGCCAGGGAAACAUUGAGGAGUAUUUCGAGGAGCUCCGGGAGCUCUACGAAACCUACCCAUCAUUUGUUGGAGAUCUUGUGGCGUCCUCCGCCGAACUCUUGCAGACCUUGGCGAGCCAUCCCAGCGCGGAGAAGCUGUACUCAAAAGGCCUGGACAUCAUGAGUUGGCUGCAUCACCGGGAAGCCACGCCAGAGGUGGAUUACCUCGUUUCUGCGCCGGUCAGUUUUCCUCUGAUUGGUCUUGUCCAACUCGCACACUACCAGGUUACCUGCAAGGUGCUCGGUCUCCAUCCCGGCGUCCUGCGGGAGAGGUUGAGCGGAACCACAGGACACUCGCAAGGCAUCAUUCUUGCUGCUGUAACAGCGGCGGCGAAUUCAUGGGAGUCAUUCGAGGACGUCGCCAAAUCUGCCUUGACCAUCCUUUUCUGGAUUGGUGCCCGCAGUCAACAGACCUUCCCGAUCACUUCGUUGAGCCCGUCCAUGCUUCAGGACUCCAUCGACAAUGGAGAGGGGACGCCCACGCCUAUGCUGAGCAUCCGCGACCUUCCGCAAGCCGAAGUCCAGAAGCAUAUCGAUCAGACGAAUCAGUAUCUUCCCGCUGACCAGCAUAUAUCCGUCUCCUUGAUCAACAGUCCCCGUAACUUGGUGGUGGCUGGUCCUCCGAGGUCGCUGUGCGGCCUAAACGCCCAGCUCCGAAAGGUCAAGGCUCCUACUGGUCUUGAUCAAACCAGGAUCCCCCAUACUGAGAGGAAGGUCCGGUUUGUCAACCGCUUCCUCCCUAUCACCGCCCCGUUCCACAGUAAAUACCUCGCCAAUGCCAACGCCCUAAUCGCCGAUGAUCUCAAGGAUGUCGAGAUUGAUGUCAAGAGUCUGGGUAUUCCCGUCUAUGACACCAACACUGGCAAGGACAUUCGAGAGGAGAUUGAUGGAAACAUUGUGCCUGCCUUGGUCCGCAUGAUCACCAGUGACCCGGUCCAUUGGGAGAAGGCCACUGUUUUCCCCGGCGCAACGCACAUUCUAGACUUCGGUCCAGGAGGCAUCUCGGGCCUCGGUGUGCUGACUAGCAGGAACAAGGACGGCACUGGUGUCCGCGUCAUCCUGGCCGGAACUGUGAACGGCACCGUUACGGAAGUCGGCUACAAGUCGGAACUCUUUGACCGCGACGAAGAGCACGCCGUCAAGUAUGCCGUGGAUUGGGUCAAGGAAUAUGGUCCCAAGCUCGUCAGGACUUCGAGUGGUCAGACUUUCGUCGAUACCAAGAUGAGCAGGCUGCUGGGCCUGCCACCGUUGAUGGUCGCCGGCAUGACCCCUACCACGGUGCCCUGGGAUUUCGUGGCGGCUACCAUGAACGCGGGCUACCAAAUCGAGCUCGCGGGAGGUGGCUAUUACAACGCUAAGACGAUGACCGAAGCCAUCACUAAGAUUGAGAAGGCGAUUCCUCCUGGUCGCGGAAUAACCGUCAAUCUUAUCUACGUGAAUCCCCGUGCCAUGGGCUGGCAAAUUCCGCUGCUUGGUAGGCUCCGGGCGGAGGGUGUGCCGAUUGAAGGCCUGACCAUUGGCGCGGGUGUUCCGUCCAUCGAGGUUGCUCAAGAGUACAUUGAGACUCUGGGUCUAAAGCAUAUCUCGUUCAAACCGGGCUCGAUUGAGGCUAUUCAGGCCGUCAUCAACAUUGCCAAGGCCAACCCGACCUUCCCCGUCAUUCUCCAGUGGACUGGUGGCAGAGGAGGUGGCCACCACUCGUACGAAGACUUCCACGCUCCCAUCCUCGCCAUGUACGGCCGCAUCCGCCGUCAGGAGAACAUCAUCCUCGUUGCAGGCAGCGGCUUUGGCGGCGCCGACGACACCUAUCCCUACCUCACCGGUGCGUGGUCUACCAAGUACGGCUACCCUCCGAUGCCGUACGAUGGUUGCUUGUUUGGCAGCCGCAUGAUGGUUGCCAAGGAGGCCCACACGAGCAAGGCGGCUAAGCAGGCCAUCGUCGACGCCCCUGGUCUUGACGAUAGCGAAUGGGAGAAGACCUACAAGGGCCCUGCGGGCGGAGUCAUCACUGUGAGAUCUGAGAUGGGCGAGCCGAUCCACAAGCUCGCCACGCGUGGCGUCCUGUUCUGGGCCGAGAUGGAUCAGAAGAUCUUCAGCCUGCCCAAGGAGAAGCGCGUCCCCGAACUCAGAAAGAACAGGGAUUACAUCAUUAAGAAGCUGAAUGCCGACUUCCAGAAGGUGUGGUUUGGUCAGAACCGCGAGGGCAAGGCCGUCGACCUGGAAGAUAUGACAUAUGGCGAGGUUGUUCGCCGCAUGGUCGAGCUCCUAUACGUGAAGGAUGAAGCUCGGUGGAUUGACCCUUCUUAUAUGAAGCUGACGGCCGAUUUCAUCCACCGUGUAGAGGAGCGAUUCACGAACAAGCCCGGCCAAGUGUCACUCCUUCAAGGCUUCGCUGCCCUUGAGGAGCCUUACUCCGCCGUUGAGCGCAUUCUGUCACACUAUCCCGAGGCCGAAACGCAGCUCAUCAAUGCGCAGGAUGUUCAGCACUUCCUGUUGCUCUGCCAGCGACGUGGUCAGAAGCCGGUAACGUUCGUCCCGGCUCUGGAUGAGAACUUUGAGUUCUUCUUCAAGAAGGACUCCCUCUGGCAGUCGGAGGAUCUGGGUGCCGUCAUUGACAAGGACGUUGGCAGAACCUGCAUCCUUCAGGGACCCAUGGCCGCCAAGCAUUCAACUAAGGUCGACGAGCCCGUUAAGGAGAUUCUUGACGGCAUCCAUAACGGCCAUAUUGAAGGACUGACCCGGGACCUGUACGGGGGCGAUGCCUCCAAGAUUCCCACUGUCGAGUACUUCGGCGGCAAGCUCAUCGAGACCGAAAUUCCUUUGGACAUUGAGGGCCUCACCGUCUCUAUUGAUGCCCACAAAAACACUUACCGCCUCUCAUCUGCACCCUCGACUCAGCUGCCGUCACUUGAGGCCUGGCUCUCCCUCCUCGCUGGAUCGCGCAAGAACUGGCGCUAUGCUCUGCUUCAAUCGGAUGUCAUUGUUCAGGGCCAAAAGUACCAGACCAACCCAAUCAAGCAGAUCUUUGCUCCCACUCGGGGUCUCUUUGUUGAGAUCCUCAACCCCAACGACCCUGCCAAGACGGUGAUUCUAGUCAAAGAACAGCCUCGACACAACCGCUACGUCGAUGUUAUCGAGGUCAAGUUGGUCGGCGAGAAGGAAAUCGCUGUGAACUUGAUCAAAGAUACUACCGCCCUCGGAAAGCCUGUAGCUCUUCCUCUCCGGUUCAUUUACCGGCCAGAAGCUGGCUAUGCGCCCAUCCACGAGGUCAUGGAAGGUCGCAAUGACCGGAUCAAGGAGUUCUACUGGCGUGCUUGGUUUGGUGACGACCCGCUCGACCUUGAUGCUCCGGUAACCGGCAUCUUUGAUGGCGGCAAGGCGACCAUUACCAGCGAGGCCAUCAACGAGUUUGUCCAUGCCGUAGGCAACACUGGCGACGCUUUCGUCGACCGCCCGGAGAAGACCAUGUACGCGCCGAUGGACUUUGCGAUUGUGGUGGGCUGGAAGGCUAUCACCAAGCCGAUAUUCCCGCGCAGCAUCGAUGGCGACCUCCUUAAACUUGUUCAUCUCUCCAACCAGUUCCGCAUGAUGCCUGGCGCUGAGCCUCUCAAGAAAGGCGAUGAGGUUUAUACCACGGCCCAGGUGAAUGCCGUGGUCAACCAAGAAUCCGGGAAAAUGGUGGAAGUUUGCGGUACCAUCACCCGCGACGGCAAGCCGGUCAUGGAAGUCACGUCGCAGUUCCUGUACCGCGGCGUCUACACCGACUAUGAAAACACUUUCCAGCGCACGGUUGAGAAGCCCAUGCAGGUUCAUCUCUCCUCGACCAAAGAUGUCGCUGUUCUCCGCUCCAAGAGUUGGUUUGUCCUCGAUGAUCUCGCCACACCGGAGGUUGAACUGCUGGGUCAAACUUUGACCUUCCGCCUUCAAACUCUUGUCCGGUUCAAGAACAAGACCGUCUUUAGCCAUGUUGAGACUCGUGGCCAGGUUCUCGUUGAGCUCCCGACUAAGGAGGUCAUACAGGUCGCCAGCGUCGAUUACGAAGCGGGCGAGUCCCAUGGCAACCCCGUCAUGGACUACCUUGAGCGCCACGGUGUAUCGAUCGAGCAGCCGGUCAACUUCGAGAACCCUAUCCCCUUGGGUGGCAAGACGCGUCUUCAAAUCCGUGCGCCGGCGUCCAACGAGACCUACGCCCGAGUAUCUGGUGACUACAAUCCGAUUCACGUCUCGCGGGUUUUUGCUGCGUACGCCAAUCUCCCUGGCACGAUCACUCACGGGAUGUACACGAGCGCCGCGGUUCGUAGCCUGGUCGAAACGUGGGCAGCGGAAAACAAGAACAACCGCGUGCGAAGCUUCCAUGCUUCCCUCACGGGCAUGGUGCUACCGAACGACGACAUCGACGUCAAGCUACAACACGUUGGCAUGGUCGCAGGCCGCAAGAUCAUCAAGGUCGAAGCCAUCAAUAAGGAGACAGAGGACAAGGUACUCCUCGGUGAGGCGGAGAUUGAGCAACCAGUGACUGCAUACGUCUUCACCGGUCAAGGUUCCCAGGAGCAGGGUAUGGGUAUGGACCUCUACGAUAGCAGCCCUAUUGCCAGGGAGGUCUGGGACCGUGCGGACAAGUAUCUCAUGAAUACCUAUGGCUUCGCGAUCACCAACAUUGUCCGCAACAACCCGAAGGAGCUGACUAUCCACUUUGGUGGCCCGCGCGGCAAGGCAAUUCGCCAGAACUACAUGGCGAUGACAUUCGAGACAGUGGCAGCAGACGGCUCCAUCAAAUCGGAGCGCAUUUUCAAGGAGAUCAACGAAAAGACGCAAUCCUAUACCUACCGCUCCCCCGCCGGUCUCCUUUCUGCGACACAGUUCACACAGCCGGCCCUGACGCUGAUGGAGAAGGCAAGCUUCGAGGACAUGAAGGCCAAGGGGCUCGUGCCGCGUGAUAGCACGUUUGCUGGCCACUCUCUCGGCGAGUACUCGGCCCUGGCCGCGCUCGCGGAUGUCAUGCCUAUUGAAUCACUCGUGUCAGUCGUCUUCUACCGCGGCUUGACAAUGCAAGUCGCCGUCGAGCGCGACGAAUCGGGUCGGUCGAACUACAGCAUGUGUGCGGUCAACCCCAGCCGUAUCAACAAGACUUUCAACGAAGAGGCGCUGCGGUUCGUGGUCAACAACAUUGCUGAGACAACAGGCUGGCUUCUCGAGAUCGUCAACUACAACAUUGCCAACAUGCAGUACGUCUGUGCUGGCGACCUCAGGGCUCUUGACACCUUAACUGGUGUAACCAAUUACCUGAAGGCCAUGAAGAUCGACAUUGAGCAAAUGCGCAAGGAGUUCCAGCCGGAAAUGGUCAAGGAGAAGCUUGUUGAGAUCAUCAAGGCGUGUGCCCAGGAGACAGAGGCCAAGCCGAAGCCUCUGGAACUCCAGCGCGGCUUCGCCACCAUCCCUCUCAGGGGCAUCGAUGUUCCGUUCCACUCGACCUUCUUGCGUUCGGGUGUUAAGCCUUUCCGCAGUUUCCUGCUCAAGAAGAUCAACAAGACAACGAUCGACCCCAGCAAGCUGAUAGGCAAAUACAUCCCGAACGUGACGGCCAAGCCCUUCGCACUCACUAAGGAAUAUUUCGAAGACGUCUAUCGCCUCACGAACUCUCCCAAGAUUGGCCAUAUCCUGGCCAAUUGGGAGGAUUACCAGGACGACAGCAGCGAAUUGACCACUGCUUUGACGAACGGUGAGAACGAUGCGAAGGUCAAUGGCGUCAAGGGUCAGAAUGAGGUGAAUGGCUCCGUCGAGCAUUGAAGGGGGUGAUGUUACCUUGGACGUGGAAGUCGUGGCAGUCUGGUGUGACUUUAUGACGUAUUUAGCCUUGUUUGUUACGUUACGGAAAACUUUAAUGUCUGUAGCUUAUGCGGUGUUUGGGGUGCGAUUUGGCUUUACAUUAGACUUUAGAGCUUGGUCGACAAUUGUAUCUGUUUAGCUCGUGUAGAAUGUCGCACUUUGAUACGUGUGCUUGUCUACCUGU
Thermothelomyces thermophilus ATCC 42464 is the source of this 6773-nucleotide messenger RNA. RefSeq lists its product as uncharacterized. The transcript is spliced from 3 exons. Gene Ontology annotation, molecular function: fatty acid synthase activity; [acyl-carrier-protein] S-malonyltransferase activity; enoyl-[acyl-carrier-protein] reductase (NADH) activity. Bases 194 to 6550 code for a protein of 2118 amino acids. Gene Ontology annotation, cellular component: fatty acid synthase complex. Gene Ontology annotation, biological process: long-chain fatty acid biosynthetic process. Lineage: Eukaryota; Fungi; Ascomycota; Sordariomycetes; Sordariales; Chaetomiaceae. The record is from RefSeq and is a predicted model, not a curated record.